AUGCUUCCUCAAGGUUGUCUCUCCUCCGCCUCCCCCCCCGGAUUCCCCCGGAGCGUGGCGGUGAUCGGCGCAGGAGCGGCUGGUCUGGUCGCCGCGCGUGAGCUGAGGAGGGAGGGCCAUCGCGUGGUGGUCUUCGAGCGCCUCGGCCAGAUCGGGGGAACCUGGGUGUAUGAUCGGAAGACGGAAUCGGAUCCUCUGGGAUUGGAUUCCUCCCGGGAGAUCGUCCAUAGCAGUCUCUAUGAAUCCCUGCGCACGAAUCUCCCGAGGGAGGUCAUGGGAUUCCUGGACUACCCCUUUGUGGCCAGGAGCGGGGAGGGGAGGGACCCCCGUCGUUUCCCCGGCCACCGGGAGGUCCUUCGCUACCUAGAGGACUUCGCCAGGGACUUUGAUCUCUGCGGGAUGAUCCGAUUGGAGACGGAGGUGCUGCGGGUGGAGAGGAACCAUUUCGGGAGGUGGACUGUGAGGUUUCGCCAGGCGGCUCUCGGCAUAGGUGCUGGGUACUCAGAAGAGGUAUACGAUGGGGUUGUCGUCUGCAACGGGCACUACACCGAGCCACGGAUUGCAGUGAUUCCAGGUAUUUCCAUGAUUUCCAUGAUUCUUUCCGAUCAAACAUAACCAGCCUUCCUCUCCCCUUCCGAUCACACAGGGAAGGAAUUUUGUUGCCAUUGAUCGGCAGUAUAGUUUCCGAACAUUCAAUUCAGAUGCUAGGACCGAUUGAUCCUGAAUUAUCUUGCCAGGAGCUAGUUUAAAAAAAAAAACAAAAAAAAUAGCGUGGUUGAUGAGGUUAAUACAAGAAAGAGAGCAUGAUUAAUCAUAGAAAAUCUCAUCCCCUUUCUCCUAAGUACCCACCCGAAAGCACUGAAUUGUUUGUAAUGGAUUGCUGUGAUCAGAACUGUGAUACUGAUGAUUUCUCAAUCACGCAGAGUUCUGAUUUCAGUAAUGAGAACCUGGUGAUGAUUAGGAGGAAAGAUGCCCCGCCAUGUCUGUGUUGCCCUGGACCUUCUAGCUAGAGCAGUUUGCCAGUUCCACGCAAACUGAGAAGAAAGCGAGCAAAUAGCCCACUCGAGUUUUAUCAGGAUCACUGUUUCAUGCCUCCUUCAACCUCUCUGGCUGCUAUUCUUCCCUUGGAACUCAUGAUCUGGCUCCUGUUUUCGUUAAUCUUUUACAGGGAUUGACUCCUGGCCCGGGAAGCAAAUGCACAGUCAUAGUUAUCGUGUUCCUGAACCUUUUCUUGAUCAGGUAGGUUGUGAUUCUGUCACAAUCGUUCAGUUUCUUGCUGUCCUGCACGAUGAGCAACUGAGGCUCUGUCGCCUUCAUCUUGGCUUCCGUCUGCAAUGGCAGGUCGUCGUCGUGAUCGGGAGCUCGGCCAGCGCCGUUGACAUCUCGAGGGACGUCUUGGAGUUCGCUAAGGAGGUCCACGUGGCUUCGAGAACGCAGGUCGGGGGAGCCCCCGUGAGACAGCCCGGAUAUGACAACUUCUGGGUUCACUCCAUGGUAAUCACUCCUCUGUGGUGAGCGCAAGUAGGCUUUUCUGAUGGAUUCUCGGGACGUUGGGCGCGAUAUCUUCUCCAGUUUCUGCGUGGACCAUGCAGAUAGCUCGGGCUGAGGAGGACGGCACCGUGAUCUUCCAGGAUGGAAGCUCCGUGCGGGCGGAUGUCAUCCUGCACUGCACCGGGUAAGGCCUCUGGUAGCACCAUAGCCGUGUUCUUGACCAGUUCUUCUCCCACCAACAACGAGGAACUGUGGCAUCAAGCGAAACCUGAUCUACUGGUUCUUCCUCGCUUCUGUGGAGAAAUUUGGACCAAUUUGAGAAACAAAGCCUAAAAAUUCUUUGAUCAUCCCCUGAAAGGGAUUAAUUUGUUUCCAUCGUUUCCAGUUACAAGUACCAUUUUCCUUUCCUCGAGACAGAGGAGCUUGUGACCGUUGAGGACAACCGCGUCGGCCCUCUGUAUAAGCACGUCUUCCUCCCAUCGCUCGCGCCAUGGCUUUCCUUCGUCGGGCUACCUUGGAAGGUCUCCUCCCCCUCAUAGCUCUCCUCCCUCUGUGAUCAUUUUUGUCUUUUCAUGGGAGACUAAGAAGGGCGGUUUGUGGAUCUUAGGUCGUCCCCUUCCCCCUGUGCGAGCUCCAGAGCAAGUGGGUAGCAGCUGCCCUCUCUGGUCGGGUCAACCUUCCCGACGAGGAUGAAAUGAUGGAGGAUAUAAAAGCUUCUUACGAAGAAAUCGAAGCUGCCGGUUGGCCCAAGCGUUACACCCACAAUCUGAGCGAUUGCCAGGUACCAACCGCGUUGACUGUUUCUGUGAUGUAAUGAGAGCAUCAUAGGUGCUUGACCUUUUUGAAAAAAAUAAAAUUGCAGUUUCAGUACGACGACUGGCUGGCGGCGCAGUGUGGUCUUCCUCCCGUUGAAGAAUGGAGGAAGCAGAUGUACGAGGCCGUUUGGAAGAAUAAAAGAGUCAACCCAGAGACAUAUCGCGACGAAUGGGACGACGAUCACUUGGUUGCCAUGGCACGCGUGGACUUUGACGGGCAGUUGACAUUAGGCCACUGA
Messenger RNA from Spirodela intermedia, 2545 nucleotides. The record is from the annotation of a GenBank genome assembly. NCBI's taxonomy places the organism in Eukaryota, Viridiplantae, Streptophyta, Magnoliopsida, Alismatales, Araceae.